AGUCGCAGCAUAUGUUAUCUACACUACAUGACCAAAAGUAUGUGGACACCUGCUCGUCAAACAUCUCAUUCCAAAAUCAUGGGAUAUUUAAUAUGGAAUUGGUCCCCCUUUUGCUGCUAUAACAGCCUCCACUCUUCUGGGAAGGCUUUCCACUAGAUGUUGGAACAUUUAGCUGCAGGGACUUGCUUCCAUUCAGCCACAACAGCAUUAGUGAGGUCAGGAACUGAUUUUGGGCGAUUAGGCCUGGCUCGCAGUCAGCUUUCCAAUUCAUCCCAAAGGUGUUCAAUGGGGUUGAGGUCAAGGCUCUGUGCAGGCCAGUCAAGUUCUUCCACACCGAUCUCGACAAACCAUUUCUGUAUGGACCUCGCUUUGAUCAUAGGGGCAUUGUCAUGAAACAGGAAAAAGCCUUUCACAAAGUUGGAAGCACAGAAUUGGCUAGAAUGUCAUUGUACGCUGUAGCGUUAAGAUUCAACUUCACUAGAACUAAGGGCCUAGCCCGAACCACGAAAACAGACCAGACUAUUGUUCCUCCACCACUAAACUUUACAGUUGACACUAUGCAUUGGGGCAGGUAGUAUUCUCCUGGCAAACCUAGAUUUGUCGUCGGACUGCCAGAUGGUGACACAUCACUCUAGAGAACACGUUUCUACUGUGCCAGAGUCCAAUUGCUGCGAGUUUUACACCACUCCAGCCGACGCUUGGCAUUGGCAGUCCCGUUCUGUGAGCUUGUGUAGCCUACCACUUAGCGGCUGACUCGUUGUUGCUCCUAGGCGUUUCCACUUCACAAUAACAGCAUUUAUAGUUGCCCGGGGCAGCUCUAGCAGGGCAGAAAUUUGACGUACUGUCUUGUUGGAAAGGUGGCGUCUCAUGCCGGUCAGAGUUCUUCGGUAAGGCCAUUCUACUGCCAACGUUUGUCUAUGGAGAUUGUAUGGCUUUGUGCUCAAUGUUCUACACCUGUCAGCAUUUGGUGUGGCUGAAAUAGCCCCCCCUCCACUCAUUUGAAGGGGUGUCCACAUACUUUUGUGUGUCUAUAGUGCACCUUCUCCUCCAUAUCUUCCCCUCCAUCUCUCCCUCUCUCUCUCUGUUUUCUUCCAUACCAAAGUAAUUUCUCGUUAGAUGAUGCCAUUCUAACUCUAAAUUCAUCUCUCAUCCUAUAUAUGUCUCUUAUUUUCUCGGCACGCUGCAUUACCCAAUGCACCUAAUGUAAAAAACAGGACCGCAUCGAAGAGCUGAAGCGCUUCAUCGAGAAGCACCGGUACCACAUCCGGAUGCUGGAGACCAUCCUGCGCAUGCUGGACAACGACACUUUGCCGGUGGACUCCAUCCGCAAGAUCAAGGACGACGUGGAGUACUACAUGGACUCGUCGCAGGACCCCGACUUCGAGGAGAACGAGUUCCUCUACGACGACCUGGAUCUGGAGGAGCUCCCUACCUCUCCCUCUGUCUCCCCCCAUCCAUCUCUUGUGUCUCUAGCCGGGUCGCUGGUGGCCACGUCCCCGCCGGGCCAAUCGCUCCUGGACGACGAUCUCUUCCAUCAGAUCUCUAGCGGCACGCCUACCUCCACCACUUCCUCCUCGCCCAUUCCCGCCACGUACACUACGGAGAACUCUGAAGAUGACAAGAAAAGGGGACGUUCGACAGACAGUGAAAUCAGUCAGUCACCUGUCAAGAAUGGCAACCCCUCUUCGUCGUUGUCUUCAUCGUCCUCAUCCUCCUCGUCCUCCUCUUCAUCAUCUGCCUCUGGCGCCUCCUCGGGAGCAGCCUCUUCCUCGCUGGUCUCUAUGGUGAACAUCACCGGAGGUGGCCAGGCCAACGCUGUGGGCAACAACAACAGCCUUCUGGGCAACAUGGGUGGUCUCCUCUCCAACUCUGGCAGCUACAGCGACGCUACCCAGCAGCAACUUCAGCAGCAUCACCAAACGCAGCAGGCCAGAAACUCAAUCCUCUCCUCCAGCCCGUCGAACAACAUCCUUCUCCCCAGCCCCUCUGCCUCCUCGCCCGCCAUCUCUAGCACAGCCCUCACACCCAACACCCAGCCGCAGGCUCCGUCAAGGCCCUCUCCGGGCUCCACCUUGGGGCUAGGGUUGGGCUUGGGCCUUGGUAAAGGCGGCAUGAGUGGGUCACCGGCUGUCAGCCAGAUGUCGGGCCUUGGCCUGUCAGGGAUGCCGGCGUCCUUAAACACCAUGGCCGGACUCCUGGCGGGCUCCACUUCGGCCCCCUACGCCAUGGCAGCAGCGGGCUCCGGGACCAUAGGAAGCCCCCUUGCAGGGAAAAUCAGCAGCCUGAGCACUAGCAGCACUAACUCCAGCGCAGUGGGACCGUUGAGUGGAUUCAGCGACAGGUCCACGGGCCUUUUGGGCUCUGUGCCCGGUGCAGUUGGUGUCAGUGGUGGGAUCCUAGGCCUUGGCUCAGGACAGUCGACAGUCCAGGGCCCUCCACUGGUGUCCCCCAGUCCCAUAGGAGGGGGCCUGGCCCCUGGAAGCAGCCUGGGAGCUAUAGGAAGCAUUGGAGGGAACUCUGGAUCAGGAGCGCCAAACAGCUUGGGCAUCGGAGGAGGAAAUGCGGCGAUCGCAAGGCCACCCAGUGGACAGAAGCAGAAUGGUAGCACUAGUUACAGUGCUGUAGUAGCAGACAGCACACCAGAUUCUGCCCUCAACAUUGCCAGCCAAUUACAAAGCAGCCAACCCUCGUCUUUGAUCUCCACCACCAAUCAGCUUAAAGACAGUGGCCCCAGCCUUUUAGGGUCCAUGACCCUACCCACCAGCACUCCCUCGCCAUCCUACAUUGAGAGUAAACCUUCAGGCAGCAGUAUGCUCAACGGGCCGCUCUCCUACACACAGGCCUCUGAAAGCAUGAAGCCCCAGGAGCCUCUGAGCACUGUGAAGUCCAUGGCCGAACAAGCGGCACUGGGCUCAGCAAUGGAGGGAGAGUUGCCCCCUCUGCACCUCACCACAGACAUUUUCCCCAGCACUACAGCGCCUCCAGGGCCUCCCUCGGCCCCCCAGCAGCCCUCGCUCUCGGAGGUCAGCAUCCCCCCAUCGCUGGGUGUGUGCCCGCUGGGGCCCGUACCCCUGUCCAAAGACCAGCUGUACCAGCAGGCCAUGCAGGAGUCGGCCUGGACGCACAUGCCCCACCCCUCCGACUCAGAGCGGAUCAGGCAGUACCUGAUGAGGAACCCGUGUCCCACCCUGCCUUUCCACAACCAGGUGCCACCCCCCCACUCCGACUCUGUGGAGUUCUACCAGAGACUGUCCACGGAGACACUGUUCUUCAUAUUCUACUACCUAGAGGGCACCAAGGCCCAGUAUCUGGCAGCCAAGGCCUUGAAGAAGCAGUCGUGGCGGUUCCACACCAAGUACAUGAUGUGGUUCCAGAGGCACGAGGAGCCCAAGACCAUCACAGAUGAGUUUGAGCAGGGGACGUACAUUUACUUCGACUACGAGAAGUGGGGACAACGGAAGAAGGAAGGAUUCACGUUUGAGUACAGGUACCUUGAAGACCGAGACCUCCAGUGACAUAAGGCGAAUAAAAGAAGGGUGGACUACUGUCGACAUUCCUGGAUUGAACUCCAACACACUGGGAAGAGGGACGGAUGCAGACGCGAGACUGAGCCAGUCUGAGAACAACAUAAUGCAUUUGGAGCUCCUCCCUCUUUGCCUUGCGACGCCACACCCCUACAGUGAUAAACCCCUCCCUCUUUUCCCAUCAGGCCGUUUUUGAUUUAGAUUGAAGCUUUUAAUCUCUGAACUGGAUCCCUUUCUUUUUUUUUUUUUUUGGCAGAUAAGAAAUCAUGAUUUCAUAUGUUUGGUUGAUAACGCAGUCUGUAUUGUUUUUUUUUUCUUCAAAACUCACCUACCACUCAUUGACAACCAAAGAUGAUUGGUCAAAUCCGUCUUAAUUCUCAGCAGUAUGGCAGUCCAAUUUAAUUAAUAAAUAAAUAAAUAAAAAUGUUUAAAAAAAAGUGACAAGGCACAGAGAAAGGCCAAUCAAAUGAGACCUUGGGGGAUGUUGGGUCCGGGGUGGUUCCAAAGCGUUUCACAGCAGUCAGGUCAUCGCUGGGUUGUACACAAGCUAAAGACUAGAUGGGGAAACGGUAGCAUUUCCAUGGGGUGACUCCAUGUUUUAUCCAGAAUGAAUACGCUCUUCAGGGUCACCAGCCCCGCCCUAAUACUAAACUAAUAGCUGCCUCUUGGGUACACUCAGCAUUGACCACACUGCCAUAAAGACUGCUGUAGUACAACAUGGUAACCAAUUAAUUCUUGUCCCACGUUACAACAUUACGUUUAUAUUGCUGUGGUCAACGGCAACAGAAACCACACCAGCACUGAAGUGUCUCGUCUGUAGAGAAAGUUUACAGGUGUUUUUCACCCCAGAGGCGGGCUUUUACAAUAAAACGCAAGACUGCCCUAGUAAUAACAAGUCAUUAUUUUUGUUCCCGUCACUUUGAUGAUAAUGUACAAAUCAAUUGUGAUUGCACUUCCAAAUUCACUUCAACCACCAGGUAGAUAUUUCCUUUUCUCAGGAAGUGUUUGAUGGAUCAUUAUGUGAGGAAAUGUACCGCGUCAGAAGCUCCAUCAUAGCAGCACAAAAAAAAAAACACAAAUCAGACUGACACCUCCGGGCAAUUUUGUUUUGUCUGCCCCAAUAAGGCUUUCUAUUCCCAUUUAAUGGCCAUUUGUUUCAUUUCUAUAAGGCUUUUUAAAAAUAGUAUCCUCCAAUGUUUGGAGUGCAAUCUUAAGUUUGUCAUUUUCAUUUGCCUGUGUCGUCUCAGAGAUGGAAAGCGUUUAAAUUCUAAGGAGUUGAGACCCUUUUAUUUUAUAUUUUUAAAGAAAAUAACUUGUCGGAGCACCAUUCACUGACAAGCCUGAUGUUUUUAAUGUUAUCUUUACCUAUUGGGUGAGCGGAAGGGAAGAGAAGUCAUCCAGAGGUGAAAUGUGAAUCUCUCCCCCUCUGAAAGGGUGUUGUAUAGACUGUCACGUUCAUCCUUUCCGUUUUGUCGUUGUCUUCUGGACAGCAUGACACUUGCAAAGUGGAGCUGAGAAAAUUAAGUAAAUAUGAAGCAUAACCAUGAAUAAAGGAUUGUAAAAUAUUAAUAAAAUAAUUACUUUUCAGAA
Molecule: messenger RNA, 5114 nt
Organism: Oncorhynchus nerka (sockeye salmon)
Lineage: Eukaryota; Metazoa; Chordata; Actinopteri; Salmoniformes; Salmonidae
Product: CCR4-NOT transcription complex subunit 3-like
Exons: 12
Coding region: 1269-3515 (748 amino acids)
Biological process (GO): regulation of stem cell population maintenance; regulation of DNA-templated transcription; nuclear-transcribed mRNA poly(A) tail shortening
Cellular component (GO): nucleus; CCR4-NOT core complex; P-body
Source: RefSeq, a predicted model, not a curated record